AUGCAAUUUUCAGUAGAGUACUCUUAUAUGGGUACACCCCAACAUACCGCGGGGCCAACCUACCGCCGAGCUAUAACUUCGUUCAGAAUUGUCGAAUCAGGGACACCCUGGUAUGGUUCGAUGCGCCUCGACGAGCUGAAUCGAACCAUACCAGAGCGUCCCAAAUUAGACAAUUCUGAACAAAGUUAUAGCUCGGCGGUAGGUUUUCUCGCGGUAGGUUAGCCUGCUCCCCUCUUAUAUAUUGAAUAUUUUUAAGAGAAUUUUUUAUUACUUUUUUUCAAUCCUUUUUUUUAUUUUUUCUAGAUUUAAUUUACCUCUACAUACUCAUUUUCUUAAAUUUAUUUACUAGACUUCUCUUUUUUUUAUCCAAAAAAUUUUUUUGGAUAAAAA
Molecule: messenger RNA, 390 nt
Organism: Meloidogyne enterolobii
Lineage: Eukaryota; Metazoa; Nematoda; Chromadorea; Rhabditida; Meloidogynidae
Source: the annotation of a GenBank genome assembly